CCGCGGGCUGCGGCAGCGGCCGCGCGCCGCCUGUACUGGUGGUCCCGCCGCGGGGCUCCGCGGCGCUGCUGGCGCCGGCGGCCCGGCCGCUGGCCGCGGCGACGCGGCCGUCGGCAGCCCAGGAGGGCGGCCUCGCAGGCACCCUCGGCGUGCCCAGGGAGGCGUCCUGGCCGGUGCCUUCGGCGACUCCGCCGGCACCGCUGCCGCCGCCCCCGUGCCCGGCCUCCGCCGCUGAGGCUGCCGCCCCCGCGCCCGCCAGCGCCGCACGGCCCUGCGCCGCGCUGCUGCGCAGCCCGCGGCUGCUUGCCGCGGUGUGCGGCGCGGAGCUGGCCGCCGCCACUGGCGUGCGCGGCGAGGUGCUGCAGUGGCCCGCGCUCGAGGCCCUCAGCGCGCGCCUGUGCGGCCGCCUGUGCCUGCGCCCGUUCCCGGAGGGCAGGCUGCGCGCGGCCCUGGCCGCCUGCGGCCGGGGCUCUGGGGAGCUGGCCGCGUCCGAGUUCCCGCGCUUCUUCGAGCUGUGCCUGCUGGCCUCGGACAUCGCCGAGGGCCACGGGCAGCCACAGCUGGCGCAGCGGGCCCUCGAGGACGACAGCCGCUCGGUCUCCUCGGCCACCACGGCCCCGCCGAAGGCUGCCCUCGCAGAGGCCCGCUCAGCCACGGCAGAGCCGCCGGGGCAGGACGCAUCCGAGGCGGCGGGCACAUGCCUGAAGGUGGCGGACGACGGGAAGGACCGCCUGAGGUUUCUGCUCCUCCACCAGGCGCGCCCGCUGAAAGGUGGGCCUCGCUCCCAGGCGGCGCCCCAGCGCCCGGUGCCCCUGCGGACCUCACGGCGGCUGAUGGCGUGGCUCGCUGCGGCGAUCUGCUCGUUUGCGGGCCGCCCCGCGAUCUGGCCGGCUCGGUGGGGGGGCAGGGCGGGGGCCUCCACCCCCGCACGCCCUGGCAGCUGAUCCGCCCACCCGAGCGCAGGAGGCACCGGCAGCUCGAGUUUGAGACUGAGUUGUUGGGCCGGGUUUCGGCUUGCAUCGCCUGUCUUCGAGGAGCAAAACAUGGACCACAUCCAGCAACACCCGAGUCCUCCUCACGACCGCCACCCCUUAGGUAUCCAGCUGCGCUGCCGCGGAUGUCUGCCACCUCGCUUGGGGAAACUGCGCUGCAAUGCCAUAAACGUGGCGCAGCCAUGGCUUUAGAUGGCCGCCGCGGUGCCUGUUGUGGGGGCCACUUCGCGGGCGUCUUGGGUGCCGUUUUGGGGUGUUCCAGGGCCCUCUUGGGGGGUCUUGGGGCCUGGGGGCCUUGGGCUCGUCUUGAAGUUGUCGUUGGGCCGUCGGCCGUCUAGGGGGCUUCGGGCCUCUGGGGUCCAUCCUUGGCCGUCGGGAAUCUGUCCCACGAUGGCGCCACACGUCGUCGCGCUGUAAGCGCGGCGGCGGUGGCGGAUCCUUGAAUCCCGUGUCGGCCAACCUGCUCGUGCAUCGGGGCCGAGUGCGCCGACGGGAAAUGUAGGCCUCUGAAGAUUGCAGGCAGCCCGGUUGCAGCCUGCUUCUGAGAUCAGUGAUCGAGUCUCGCGGCUGUGUGCUAAUUUUAUAGUGUGGUAAUUCGUUGGCUGUUGCCGUACAGUGGAUAAUGAUAAUCAUGACGAAUUCACAGCAGCAGUGCCAUCGCUGAUUUUCCAGCGCCCUGCAAGGCACGCUUCUUGCACUGCUGCGGUAGUCGGUCUCGCGCUUGCCCGGCGGUCGUCCUCGCGCUGCCCCUCGCGGCAUGCUGUACCUUAGUCCAGCCAGCCAGGCGCUGGCGGAAUCUUGAUGCAUAGUGGGCCAGUCGGUUGCGUGCGACAAAAGACACAUCCUAAAUGCGAUGGCCCGUCACGUCCUCGGCUGCACCUGCUCCAGAAGGCAGCAAGCCGUGCGCCACCACGGCAUGUUGUCCUGGAGGGGCUCCUGGUGAAGCCCGACCAGUGCACAGGAGAAGGAGGAGGAGAAGCAGGAGGAGGAUGAGGGGCCAGAGUUGACCCAGGAUGCAUCAGCGAUGUUGCAGUACGCCC
This is a messenger RNA of Prorocentrum cordatum, 2032 nucleotides long. Lineage: Eukaryota; Dinophyceae; Prorocentrales; Prorocentraceae. The record is from the annotation of a GenBank genome assembly.